UAGUUCUUGAGGAACGUUGAAUCUGACACACUGAAAGUAGUGGGAUAGGGUUCUGUUGAACAGAACUGUAGUGCCUAUUUAAUCUGUCUCGGAGCCCGACAAGGGUUGGACAUUGUAUCAUAUGGGGGAAAAAAUGAAAUUGGAUCAACCGAAACCCUAUAAUUAUUUGUUGUCUUUUGGAGACUAAACUGUUUUCCUAUUAGUCGCAGUUUAUGAUAAUAGCUACAUAUAUCAUUGCGUAACGUCUUAGGUUAUCAAUUGGAAUAUACAACAUUGUAUUGAAGUGAAAGUGUGCUUUGUGGCAUUGGAGAAGAAUGCAUUCCAAGUGAGUUGAGCGACAAACAAGAACCUGCGUGUAUCUGACAGAGGCUAGAGCCAUGAAAACGGCAAGGCAGCAGAUUUAUGAGUGCGGAACGUGCAGUGCUGGUCUGAUUACUGCGAUGUCUGCCAACCUGUCCAUCCUGAGGCCUCCAUUAGUGGGCGCCACCGGGUCCAUGACACCCCCAUUUUCGAACAUCUCCCAGUUUCCUCCUCUGAUAGACUGGGAGGUGCCCACCUUCACGCGAGCCGCCCAGUUCCGCGUCGGUGCCAUCUUUAUCCUCUUCAUAUUUGCCGCCUGCAGCAACCUUGCGCUAUUGGUCAGCGUGUGCCGGGGGCGUGGCCGGCGCCUGGCUUCACACCUGCGACCGCUCAUCGUGAGCCUGGCCACUGCCGACCUGAUGAUGACCUUUGUGGUGAUGCCGUUGGACGCCAUUUGGAACAUCAUGGUACAGUGGUACGGCGGGGACAGCAUGUGUAAGCUGCUCUGCUUCCUGAAGCUGUUUGCCAUGCAUUCAUCUGCCUUCAUCCUGGUGGUGAUCAGUCUGGACAGGCACCACGCCAUCCUGCACCCACUGGACUCACUCAGCUCCCACCACAGGAACAGGAGGAUGCUGGGUCUGGCCUGGGGCCUCAGCGUGCUGCUUGCCUUACCACAGCUGUUCAUCUUCCGGGCCAUAAAAGUCGAGGGAGUAGACUUCACCCAGUGUGUGACCCAUGGCAGUUUUAAAGAGCGAUGGCAGGAGACCGUCUACAACAUGUUCUACUUUGUCACACUCUAUGUAUUCCCCCUGCUGGUCAUGAGCUACUGCUACACACACAUUCUCAUCGAGAUCAAUCAGCAACUCCACAGGAACAAAGCUGGCGAGUCCUGCCUGAGACGCAGUGGUACAGACAUGAUCCCUAAGGCCCGAAUGAAGACUCUAAAGAUGACCAUCAUCAUUGUGAUGUCAUUCGUGGUCUGCUGGACGCCCUACUACCUCCUGGGUAUCUGGUACUGGUUCCAGCCGGAGAUGCUGCAUCUCACACCUGAAUAUAUCCACCAUGCAUUGUUUGUUUUUGGCAACCUGAACACAUGUUGUGACCCGGUUAUUUAUGGCUUCUACACACCCUCGUUUCGGGCAGACCUUGCCAUGUGCUGGUGUUGUAGGAAAAGGGACACAAAUGUCUCCCCCAGGUCUUUGGACCAACGGUCUGUCCACCAUGGGCCCCACAGUGGAGAGCAGACCAGAGAGACUGGAGGUACAUAACUGGAGAUGAACGAAAAUACAUCUGUUAGGUUGCAGGGCUAAAGAAAAGCAGACCUAGAAAUGAGAGGUACUAAGGCUGGACCUAUUCUAUAAAGAUUACCUUACCUGAAAAGGAAACAUAUUUUCUGGGCCUAAUCUACUGCACAGGACUUCAUGAAUGAUGCAGAUCAAAUAUUCAGGGGAAAGCAGAACGGAAUCAAUUGGGGUUUGGUAGGUUUCUGCCUGUUUUGGAAAUCCAAUUUAACAGCAACAGAUGAGCACGUGCCACUCUAUUUAAAUGAGGAAAAUACAUUUUAAGCACUGUAUGAGUCAAUACCAGUGUCCUUCUAUAAAACAAUGUAAAACCCCUAGACAGUAUUGAGCAUCAGAUAGAUAUUCCAUGCUACUUAUUACACUGUCUGCUGAUUAUUUUAUAAGCAACCUGUGUCCUUAUAAUUCCAGGGUGCAUGAGAUGGCCUCCAUGGACACAAAGUCCUUCCAGAACUGCCAAAUUACUCUUACGUUUGUACAUCAAAAAUGUUGGCUGUUUCAUUUGGAAGACAAACUCUCCAGAGGACUGUUAUGUUCAGUGCAUGUCAUGAGGGAAAACUAAAUGUAUGCUGCAUUUACUUCGAUGCAUUGUGGCUUGAUAACCAAAGUACGACAAGUAAAUGAUGUGCAGUCAGGCUAGGAUAUUCAGUGCUUACCCUGUGAUCAUCUAGCAAAGUGGGUUUUGAAAAGCCAAAAUAAAAAUAUAUAUGCAUUA
Esox lucius (northern pike) is the source of this 2313-nucleotide messenger RNA. RefSeq names its product gonadotropin-releasing hormone II receptor-like. Gene Ontology annotation, cellular component: membrane. Gene Ontology annotation, molecular function: peptide binding; gonadotropin-releasing hormone receptor activity. Gene Ontology annotation, biological process: G protein-coupled receptor signaling pathway. The record is from RefSeq and is a predicted model, not a curated record. The transcript has 5 exons. Lineage: Eukaryota; Metazoa; Chordata; Actinopteri; Esociformes; Esocidae. The coding region runs from base 378 to 1568 and encodes 396 amino acids.